Molecule: messenger RNA, 639 nt
Organism: Oncorhynchus keta (chum salmon)
Lineage: Eukaryota; Metazoa; Chordata; Actinopteri; Salmoniformes; Salmonidae
Gene: dnajc19
Product: DnaJ (Hsp40) homolog, subfamily C, member 19
Exons: 5
Coding region: 148-570 (140 amino acids)
Biological process (GO): protein import into mitochondrial matrix
Cellular component (GO): PAM complex, Tim23 associated import motor
Molecular function (GO): ATPase activator activity
Source: RefSeq, a predicted model, not a curated record
CCUUUAAUUUCUGUCAGGCCAGAAAUAUACAACAGAGAAGUCACGGAUCAAAACAUGAGGGGUUAUCUGUGACUUUGUUCAUCGUAGACAAGUGUAUAAAAAGUUAUGUUGCAAGUCUUUGAUAGAGGCGGAUCUUAGCAAUAAAACAUGGCCAGUUCCAUGGUGGCAGUGGGGCUCACCCUAGCAGCAGCUGGAUUUGUAGGUCGCUAUGCCAUGCAGGCCAUAAAACACAUGGAACCCCAAAUGAAGCAAGCUAUGCAGAGUUUUCCAAAAUCGGCUUUUGGUGGUGGAUACUACAGAGGUGGAUUUGAUCCCAAAAUGAACAAGAGAGAGGCGUCGCUCGUUCUAGGAGUCAGGUACUGUAAAUUUCACUGUGAUAAGAAAAUGCUUGACUUUAUUGCACUAAUGCAUCAUAUUGUUGUCCCCAGUCCCACAGCUAACAAGACCAAGAUCAGAGAAGCCCACAGAAAACUGAUGAUUCUUAAUCACCCCGAUAGAGGUGGAUCACCAUAUCUUGCGGCUAAAAUAAACGAAGCAAAGGAUUUACUUGAUGGACAACUAAAGAAAUAGAUCAGAUAAUCACAUUGCACUUGGUUUUUCUUAUUAAUUGUGCCCAAAUAAAUAAUGUAAGAGAUCAAA